AUGAAGUCCAUUAUAAAUACAAUAUUAUUUGAUGUGUCUAAAAAUGAGAUGUUUAAAAUUAACGAGAACUUUAAAAUGCUGCAUCGAAAGUUGAAGACAACAUGGAAGGUGAUGAUAAACCGUGAAGAACUUUCGCCUUCAAUACUCCAAGACGUCAAAAUACUUGUCGUACCAGGACCUCAGAACGUCUUCAAUGAUGAUGAGUUAGCAGCGCUUAAAAGUAUCGUGGAGAGGGGGGAUUCUGUGCUAGUCCUCAUGACUGAUGGAGGAGAAGAAAGAAUGAAUACUAAUAUCAAUUUCUUUCUAGAGGAAUAUGGAAUCGUUGUGAAUAAUGAUUGUGUGGUUCGGGCGAAGUACCACAAGUUCUACCACCCAAAGGAAUGUCAUAUCUCAAACGGUAUUCUAAACCGAGCAAUUACCAAAUUCAUUAUGAAAAUGCCAAACUACACAAGUGAAUCAGAUGAUUUUCUUGAAGAUCCCCCAGCACCAAACUUCAUUUACCCAUAUGGUGCAACGCUUACAGUUAAAAAGCCAGCUGUAGCGAUUCUAUCCAGCAGUGAUGUAUGCUAUCCUGUCAAAAGACCGGUUGCAGCUUUAUACACUUCGGAGAAGACAGGAGGUAAGCUCUUCGUGAUGGGUUCAGGUCAUUUCUUUACGGAUCAGUAUUUGGACUGUGAAUGUAACGAUCUCAUACGUGAGUUAAUGUUCAACUAUCUCGGAGGAGUGACUGACUUGCAUCUCAACCCAGUCGAUGUGGAUGAUCCUGAUGUAAACGAAUACCGUACCUUGGGUGAUGUACUAUGGCUUAGUACUUUGCUUCUGCCGGAGCCAGCGAGUUCCCCACCACCAAGGUUAACGCCGCUUCAUCCUCACGCCCUCUUCACAUGGAGACUAUUUUCUCUCAAUCUCUCGCAUUUACCCGAAGUAUUAGGACUAUAUGAGGAGUUAGGAGUAAAACAUGAACCACUUCGGCUGAUCGCACCGCAGUUUGAAACGCCAUUUCCACCUUUACAAUUAGCUGUUUUCGCUCCAACGUUUCGAGAGCCACCUCCACCACCAUUGGAGCUGUUUGACCUCGACGAAGCCUUUUCUUCAGAAAAAUCGCAACUUGCAAGACUUGCAAACAAGUGUCUGCAGCCAAAUAGCAAUAGGAUGGCACAAGGUGAUGGACAACUAGAAAAUGAACUAGAGUACUUCAUACGAGAAUGUGGACGCGCUGUGCGAUUGACGAAAUCCCAGAACCAAGCCGCAAAACAAGUGCUGCACCAACUUGGUUUACAACUAGCAACGUUUAAGAAAAUUGCGCCUAAAGAUUAA
Molecule: messenger RNA, 1317 nt
Organism: Pieris rapae (cabbage white)
Lineage: Eukaryota; Metazoa; Arthropoda; Insecta; Lepidoptera; Pieridae
Gene: IFT52
Product: intraflagellar transport protein 52 homolog
Exons: 9
Coding region: 1-1317 (438 amino acids)
Biological process (GO): cilium assembly; intraciliary transport
Cellular component (GO): intraciliary transport particle B; cilium; centriole
Source: RefSeq, a predicted model, not a curated record